Molecule: messenger RNA, 339 nt
Organism: Phaeodactylum tricornutum CCAP 1055/1
Lineage: Eukaryota; Bacillariophyta; Bacillariophyceae; Surirellales; Neidiaceae
Exons: 1
Coding region: 1-339 (112 amino acids)
Source: RefSeq, a predicted model, not a curated record
AUGAGUACGAGCGUAGUUGGUUUUCUUUGCCUUUUGCUCUUGGCCUUGGUUUUUGGGUCAUCCGGAGCCGCUCCCGUCAUUGCGGUUGUCUCCACACCAACAUCGGCCGUGGGAGUGCCGAUCGAGACAGUGACCGCGUCGGCUUUUCCCAAACAAGCUGCCGACGUGCUGCGCCAGUCCAUUCAACAGCAAUCGAGAAAUCUGUCGUCGUCGAAGCAACGCAUGCAUCCGUGCCCAAGACCGUCCGGUGGCCACAAAUCGACCUGUUCCCGUCCGGGACCGGAAAUUCUGGCCAAACCUCAGCGCAUGUUUUGGAAGGCCGUCCGCGACGCAGCGUAA